This is a messenger RNA of Mytilinidion resinicola, 2458 nucleotides long. Its product is annotated as glutamine-dependent NAD(+) synthetase with GAT domain-containing protein. The transcript has a single exon. Gene Ontology annotation, biological process: NAD+ biosynthetic process. Gene Ontology annotation, molecular function: NAD+ synthase (glutamine-hydrolyzing) activity; glutaminase activity; ATP binding. Lineage: Eukaryota; Fungi; Ascomycota; Dothideomycetes; Mytilinidiales; Mytilinidiaceae. Bases 13 to 2139 code for a protein of 708 amino acids. Gene Ontology annotation, cellular component: cytoplasm. The record is from RefSeq and is a predicted model, not a curated record.
CCCCUCUUCACCAUGGGUCAUCUCAUCACGUUGGCGACAUGUUCUCUUAAUCAGUGGGCCUUAGACUUCGAAGGCAACACAGCUCGGAUCAUCCAGAGCAUUCAAGAAGCCAAAGCCGCCGGCGCCAGUCUGAGAUGCGGCCCUGAGCUCGAGAUCUGUGGUUACGGCUGUCUUGACCACUUCCUAGAGCAAGACCUAUACCUCCACUGCUGGGAGAUGCUAGAACGCAUUUUGACCGACAAGUCAUGUCACGGUAUCAUUCUUGAUAUUGGAAUGCCAAUCCUCCACCGGAACAACCGCUACAAUUGCCGUAUCAUCGCUCUAGACUCCAAGAUCCUCAUGAUCCGCCCAAAGCUCUGGCUUGCGAACGAUGGCAACUACCGUGAAAUGCGAUACUUCACGCCUUGGGAAAGACCUCAGCACGUUGAGGAAUACUAUCUGCCGCGCAAGAUCCAACUCAUUCAGGGUGCUGUCAAGGUGCACUUCGGAGACUGUGUCCUUUCUACGCCGGACACAUGUCUGGGUUUCGAAACUUGCGAAGAACUCUUCACACCAAAGGCACCUCACAUCGACAUGGGCCUUAACGGCGUUGAGGUCUUCACCAACUCUUCGGGAUCUCAUCAUACUCUCCGGAAGCUUGAUGUUAGACUAUCUUUGAUCCUAGAAGCUACCAGAAAGAGCGGCGGAAUCUACCUCUAUGCAAAUCAGCAGGGAUGCGACGGCGACCGCCUCUACUACGAUGGUUCUGCUAUGAUCAUCAUCAAUGGAAAUAUUGUUGCCCAAGGAACUCAGUUCUCUCUCAACGAUGUUGAGAUCGUGACCGCGACUUGCGAUAUUGAGGAAGUUCGCGCAUACCGAUUUGCUCCCAGUCGGGCGCUUCAAGCCGUGCAAGCUCCAACGUAUCAGCGUAUCGAGACCAAAUUCAGCCUCUCCUCUGACGCUGACGACAUUGAUCCUUUCAUAGCCCCCUCGCCAAAGCUUGCUCCGAGGUACCACAUACCGCAAGAAGAAAUUGCCAUGGGCCCAGCCUGCUGGCUGUGGGACUAUCUCCGACGUUCCAAAGCCGCCGGAUUCCUCGUACCGCUGAGCGGUGGUAUUGACUCUUGUGCUACGGCUGCGAUAGUGUUCAGCAUGUGCCGAAUCGUGAUCGAAGCUAUCAAAGCUGAAAACGCUCAAGUGAUUGCCGACGUCCGACGCAUAGCUGGUGCCUUUGAGGAUGAAGGUUGGCUUCCUUAUACUCCAGAAGAACUGUGCAAGAACAUCUUUCACACUGUCUACAUGGGUAUGGAAAAGCAGUCCUCGGUCGAAACACGCAGCAGAGCAGAACGCUUGGCUGCUGAUAUCGGGGCUUAUCAUACAGACAUGAAUAUCGAUACUGUCUUUAACGCAGAGAAGAACCUCCUUACGCAAUCGACAGGCUUUGAGCCCCAAUUCAAAGUCCACGGUGGAUCAGCAACGGAGAACCUGGCCCUCCAGAACAUUCAGGCUAGGACGCGCAUGGUCACAGCCUACUACUUCGCACAGAUGUUGCCUACUGUUCGAAAACGACGCGGUGGUGGCUCGCUACUUGUCCUCGGCUCCGCCAACGUCGACGAGUGCCUUCGAGGUUACCUAACUAAGUACGACUGCAGUAGUGCAGAUAUCAACCCCAUCGGCUCCAUUUCCAAGACGGAUCUCAAAGCUUUCAUCGCUUGGGCUAGCGAUGCUUUCUCCCUCCCCAUCCUAAAUGAAUUCAUCCACGCCAUCCCCACCGCGGAACUAGAGCCGAUAAUGGAAAACUACGUCCAGUCUGACGAAGCUGACAUGGGUAUGACCUACGACGAGCUGUCCGUAUUCGGCAAGCUUCGAAAGGAGGCCAAGCUAGGUCCCUACGGCAUGUUUCAACGACUAGUGCAUGAAUGGAAGGACAAGUGCUCGCCACGGGAGACUGCAGUCAAAGUCAAGAGGUUCAACCACUUCUAUGCGAUCAAUCGACAUAAGAUGACCACGAUGACGCCCGCGUACCAUGCUGAGGGGUACAGUCCGGAUGAUAAUAGGUUCGAUCUGAGGCCAUUCUUGUAUCCGCCGUUCUUCGAGAGCUGGUCGUUCAAGAAGAUUGAUGAUGAGGUGGACAGGAUUGAGAAGAGGGCCGCGAAGUGAUCAGGGAACUAAUUUUUCCUCUCUCUCCAACUCAUUCGGAGGAGCUCAUCUUUGCCACGGCGUUACCUGGGUUGGCCUUUUGAUGUUUUCGGUAGAUCAACCAUUUGGUCAGGCAGCUCUGCGGAGCAUCGUCUAAUCAUGGAUCAUAUGAUAGAUAGAACUUAUAAGGAUCUUGACAUCGAAGGUCCCAUGAUACUUGUACUGUUUGCCACUGCUUUAGACUCAUCGUAUCCGGUAGCCCGGAUUGACGUGCAAACAGCACACUCUACAGUUCCAUACUCAAGCACACACAGAUUUUUCUUGUGAUGACUUGGUCAAG